AUGUUCUCAGAGUACGCCUCGAGGUUCCUGGCUCAGUCGCAGUCCCGCCUUUCCAACUUCCAAGGCCAGCCCGACGUCGACACACCACCGCGAAGCCAGCCAGGUGAAUGGACAAAUAGAACAUCCAGGAAUGGGAACGGGAACAGAUCUUUCCUUGGUCGUGGAACAAACCCUUAUCAGCCCUCCGCCUCUCGCUUUGGUCACCUCAGCUUUGCGUCCAGGCUCGCGACCCCUCAAGAUGCACCCCUCUUCCACAGCACUAGGGACGAACUGCGGGAAGAGGAAGACGAGGAUGAGAGGGAUAGAGAGGCUGCAGAUCUCUAUGCUCUGCAGAGGUCUCGUCGCGUCUUCCAGGCGAGCCGGCUGGAAGAAAGCACCGAGCCCGAAGAUGAAGGGGACCCAGCAUCACUCGAGCAUAGCCAGGAACAGCAAGAUAGCAGGGCUUUCUUUGAGCGCGGACAAACCAGGGGCAUAAAGAGCAGUUGGAGUGGGCCCAGGAACAGCUUCGCCCGCACUGGUCCAGGGCGAGGCGGUGGUCACGAGGGCAAUCUUGAGAGGGUAGUCUCCAACAGUAGCGACUCGUCCACGAAGGCAAGGAUGGAAGACGUCGGUCUGGAGUCGACGAUAGCAGACAGCGAACCACCCGCUGAGCUCACCAUGGAGCAGUCCGCCGACGACGCCCCUGCCUUUCAGAGGCUGAAGGGCUUCAAUACGACGGCUCGUAUGCCAUUACGGCGAGACUCUACGAUGGAAUCUGAGGCAGGUAGCUCUCCUUACGAUGACCGACCAGACGCUGCACCAGCAGCCCCAGAGGGCGAGCUCUUUAAGCAUGACGCAUUCUUUGCCUGGGUAUAUCUCAUCGCCCUCGCCUCGAUGCUGGCCACCUUCAUCCUGGUAUGGCUGCACACUUCCGCCCCUAGCGGGAAGAAGCCCCUGGGUGAUACGAUAUAUACUGUUCUAAGAUCGUCUUUCCACCUCCUGGCCGUGGACACCUUAGUGGCAAUGAUUGUCUCGUUCGUUUGGAUUGCCGCCUUGCGAUACUUUGUCAGGCCCCUGGUUGGCUUGAUUCUGGUAGCCGUUCCGAUUGUUAUGCUCUCUUUCUCGAUAUACCCAUUCGUCUCGAGCUUCCAGGGCGAAAAGCACGGUUCGACCUUCCAGGAUGUUGUCAUGCGAUGGGCCUCAACUGUCCCCGGCUUCUUUGCGGGUGUGUGGGUCUACAUGGUUUGGAAGGGACGUCACGCACUGGGCUCAGCCAUUGCGAUUCUCGAAUUCUCCAGCCGGAUUCUGGCGGCAAACAGUGCUCUAAUGCUAGUUGGAAUGGGCACUCUCGCCCUGAUCGUGAGCUGGACAUGGGUUUGGCUGGCCAUGUUCACCAGGGUGUUCCUCGGCGGGUCCUUCUCGGGCGUAUCCAGGUUCGUCCUCCAAGCAUCAAGCUGGUGGCUAGGCGUGUACUUCCUCAUGAUGUACCUGUGGACGCUCUCCAUGAUCUCGGGUGUCCAGCGAGGGACAACUGCGGCCACAGUUUCACAGUGGUACUUCCAUCGCAAUGCAGUACCAGCCGUGGCGUCUCGCGAGAUCGUGGCGGCUGCCCUGAACCACUCCGUGACCACCAUCUUCGGGACCAUUUCGCUGUCCACACUAUUGGCAUUGGUGGUUCGGAUGCCCCUGCUUGUCCUUCAUCGGCGCAUUGCCAGCAUCAUUGCCGCCUUUUUCUAUACCUUCAUCCCUACAUCCAUCGUCGCUAUGACAAACCCUCUUACUCUUACCUACGCUGCCAUCCACUCCCAGCCUCUCGUGGACUCUGCACGCGGCCUGAGCCAGAUGGACUUCCUCGGCCCGCAAGCGCCAACGACAACCCUCACCCCGCGCGUGUUCAGGCAACGAGGCAGCGCCCCUCUGCUUCCUUACCGCCUGGCGAAGCUGCUCCUUCAGGCUACCAAGUUCAUCAUGGCCACGGCCUUGGGCUUUGCGGGGUGGGUGAUGACUGCAAGGCAGUUGUCGAUCUCUGUGCCGGAUGGCAGCACCGGCUUCAAGGGCAGCGCAUAUGCCUACGUGGUUGGUCUUGUGGCGAGCUUUAUUGGCUGGGGAGUGCUUGGCGCUAUGGAGGGGAUACUCAGCUCCAUCGUGGACGCGGUGGUAAUCUGCUACGGCAGUGAGACGAAAAUGGUCAGUGGAGGGGGCGGGUAUUGCAUGGAGGCCGCGCAGCUGUUUGGCGGAAGAGGGAGAAGACAGGAUUGGGAUGAGGCUUCAGAGUAUUGA
This is a messenger RNA of Diaporthe amygdali, 2259 nucleotides long. RefSeq lists its product as uncharacterized. Bases 1 to 2259 code for a protein of 752 amino acids. Gene Ontology annotation, cellular component: plasma membrane. Lineage: Eukaryota; Fungi; Ascomycota; Sordariomycetes; Diaporthales; Diaporthaceae. Gene Ontology annotation, molecular function: transmembrane transporter activity. The record is from RefSeq and is a predicted model, not a curated record. The transcript is spliced from 2 exons. Gene Ontology annotation, biological process: transmembrane transport.